AUGGAUAUCGAGGUAGCAAGAAAAAACAUAGGGUGCGAUAGUGUUUCGAUAGCUAAGAGGAUGAGGUCGCUAUUUUACCUGCGGAACGUGCUGCUUCCCGAAUCUGCAAGGGCGAUUACAGAGGCGUUCGGAUCCAAGUCUGUUCUCCUGAAGCAUGAGGCAGCAUAUGUACUUGGGCAAAUGCGCAUGGAGGAGUCUGUUAGGGUGCUCCUGGACGUUUUAUCUGACGAGGACGAGGACGAGAUUGUCAGGCAUGAGGCUGGAGAGGCGCUGGGGAACUUUAGGCCCAGGGAAGAAAUAGUUGAGGCGCUAAGGAAAUACUCUAACCAUCCGAAGAAGCCCAUUUCCGAGACCUGCUAUCUAGCAUUGAUGAAGCUGAAGGACGGCUCUGACAUAGUAUCCAAAUUUGGGUCUAGGGAUCCUGCACUUCCGAUGGAAGGAAGUUUCGAAGAGGCAAGAAGGAUUCUACUGGACAAGAAUGAAUGUCUGUAUAGGAGAUACCAGGCAAUGUUCUAUUUGAGAGAUCUAGGGACUUCUGCCGCCAUACAUGCUCUUGGAAAGUCUAUGGAAGAUGAUUCAGCACUAUUCAAGCACGAGGUAUCGUUUGUGUUUGGGCAGAUGAGGUCAAGAGAGUCUAUCCCAUAUCUUAUCAAAGGAAUGGAGGACGAGAAGGAGCAUGGAAUGGUUAGACAUGAGUGUGCAGAGGCACUGGGCGCAAUUGGGGAUGAUGCAGCCUUGAAGGCGCUGUCUAAGUAUCUUCAUGAUCCUUGCGAUAUCCUGAGGGAAAGCGUAGAAGUAGCUGUAGACAUUCAUAGCUAUAUGACAGGUGACGAGAUAGAAUAUUGCAACGCAGAGUGA
Molecule: messenger RNA, 858 nt
Organism: Encephalitozoon cuniculi GB-M1
Lineage: Eukaryota; Fungi; Microsporidia; Unikaryonidae
Exons: 1
Coding region: 1-858 (285 amino acids)
Biological process (GO): peptidyl-hypusine biosynthetic process
Molecular function (GO): deoxyhypusine monooxygenase activity
Source: RefSeq, marked provisional